AUGGCACGCGCCGGCCAGCGUUCCGCCGCCCUUCAAGUUGGCGUCGCCGCGGUCCUCGUUGGCCUCGUCGCGCUCAUCCCAGAAACUAGCGCCGGCGUCUACGACACGUUUGUAAAAUUCCAGGGAACGGGCACUGCUUCCGGUCGCUUUAUUUUCAACGACAGUCCGUGCACGAAUGUCGUGUGGCUGUACUCCACUGCGCCCCCGAUCAACGCGAGCAUCCAGUGGGGCAUCCAGGACGUCCCGCAGCUGAACCUCAAGUGCAUCAGCAUCGCCUUCCACCCGAACUCGGACUGCAAGAGGGAUCCCUACGUGACGUACCAGCGCCCUCUGCCCAUCACCAGCAGCUCCUUCACCAACUGGACGAUCACGACAGCCAAGGGCUUGCCAGGGUCAAUCAAGUGCUGGACGGGCUGCGAGCAGUGUGGGACAGCCACGUGCACCUUGUGCCGUGAUGCAGUGGCAUGA
Molecule: messenger RNA, 468 nt
Organism: Closterium sp. NIES-65
Lineage: Eukaryota; Viridiplantae; Streptophyta; Zygnematophyceae; Desmidiales; Closteriaceae
Source: the annotation of a GenBank genome assembly